Labrus bergylta (ballan wrasse) is the source of this 2829-nucleotide messenger RNA. RefSeq names its product von Willebrand factor A domain containing 1 (gene vwa1). The record is from RefSeq and is a predicted model, not a curated record. Lineage: Eukaryota; Metazoa; Chordata; Actinopteri; Labriformes; Labridae. Gene Ontology annotation, molecular function: protein binding.
CGAGUGAGGCGCAUUUCCACAGACUGGGAGCGUCGGGACUUUGCGCACACGGACUGAACUUUUGAGUCUGAACUUCCAGCGGCUGGUUGAUCAUGCUCAGCGAAGAAGAAAGAGGAGAAGUGAAAUAAAAGAGCCGGACCGGAUGUGACUCAUUGUAAUAUUCUUCCUUUGAAUAUGAUUUACUGACAGGGAGCGCGCUCCUCCGAGCUGUGUGUGGGAUUUAUGGUUGACCCAAGAACCUUAAACAUUCGCGCUGUAGUCUUUGCUUCGGUUGAACUGAUAGCCUAACUCUUAAACUUUGUGAUGGAGAGCCACAUGUCGGUGUUAUGGAUGCUGCUGUGUCUGCUCCUGCGGCCAUCCUCGACACAGAACCCCGCACCUGAAGGAGUGCUGAACUGCUGCGAGGGUGACGUCCUCUUCCUACUGGAUUCUUCGGGCAGUGUGUCUUCCUACGAGCACUCCCGCAUGCUCGCCUUCCUGUCUGAGCUCCUCCUCCCGUUCUCUCUGGGGGAGGACCAGGUGAGGGUGGGACUGCUGCAGGUGGGCACCAAACCACGCCUUGAGUUUGGCUUUGACUCCCAUACCACCCAGAGCGGCCUCCAGGGGGCUUUGAAGAACACCAAACCUCUGAGGGGGGACACCAACACAGUGGAGGCGCUGAGGAUAGCGAAGGACAGGGUGCUAAGACCCGGAGCGGCAGACGGGGCCAGGGCAGGGCUCCCGAGGGUGCUGGUGUGGUUGACAGACGGGGUAAAACCGGGUGAUGUGGUUGGACCAAUGGCGGAGCUGAGAGACCAGGGUGUGGCUGUGCUGGUGGUCUCCACUGGGCAUGGCAACUAUCUAGUGUUGAGGGAAGUGGUGACCCCGCCUGUGGAGGAACAUCUGCACUUUGUGGACAUCGAUGAUUUGAGUAUCAUCACAGAGGACCUGCGGAACGCCAUCAUCGAGAUCAUCCGAGCUGAGCGAAUCAGCGUCCGCGACAUCUCCACCAACACCGCCACGCUGCAGUGGCGACCCGUUCUGUCCGGUCUGACGGGAUUCUACGAGAUUCGUUUCGGCCCUGUGCCUACGGGUGGAACAGGAGCGGGCGGAACAGGCGGAACUGGGACCAGCCCGAGCACUGGUGGAAGUCAGUACCAGAGAAUUACCCAGAAUGCAGAUUCCAGCACCACCAGGCUAACAGGCCUGAAGCCUGACACCACCUAUACCGCCACUCUGACGCCAGAGUCCAAUGAACAGUCCUUUAACACGCUCUUCGCCACUUUUACUACAAAGCCAGAGUUGCUGAGCCCGGCGACCGUGACGAUCUCUGACUCAGGCCCAACCAGCGUUCGGGUGAGUUGGGGUCCUGUUCAGCCUGACAAGGUCACAAGUUACUACAUCGAGUACUCAGCCCUGCCAGGGGGGAAGCUCAAUGCUGUCACAGUGGGACGCACUCAAAACUCCACACUCCUCAGAGACCUUCAGCCUGAUACCACUUACCUCGUCACCAUUACUGCCCGGCACGCUACCGGCAAGGAGAAGGCCAUGUCUGUCAAAGUGUGCACUGAGGAAGUGACUCCAGCCCUGGCAGACCUGCAGCUGACCACGGUGGGGAGCGACUCGGUGCAGGUGGACUGGAAGGGCAGUGUAGCCGGUCUGAGGGGCUACUGGCUCACCUGGGAGGGGCAGCAGAACUCAAUACCUGACCAGCGCUCCUCCCUCUAUUUGCCGCCUGACUCUCUGUCAACGCGCCUUUCACACAUCCCUCCUUCAGCAAGAGUGUGUGUGUCGCCCAUUUAUCGGACAGCGCGGGGAGAGGGACUGUGUUGCACUGCACAGUUUCAUUCAGAUGCAUUAGCAUAUGGCUACCAAUCAUAGCACUCCUGAACUGCAAGUGCACCUUACCAAACAUGGAGGGACGAUUGGCAAGAAGAAUGCUGACUUUCAUCCAUAAUUCUUUUCCUGCCUCUCCCCUUCUGUGGACAUCCUCGAGGAGGGCUGUGUGGUUUGGCUCACUGAGCGCUAACGUGGAAGCCAUAGACACUUAAUAGUGGUCUGGGACAAUAUGACCACAUGUUGACUGCUACGAUCUGCAACACAGAGGACCCUUUGCUUUCCCGUUUCUGUGUCUCAUCUGGUUAACACCUGCAGUAAAUGUAUAACACUUCAGUUAAAAGAUGCAAACUUUCAAUAUUACUUAGGCCUGUUUCGCAGUUACAGAGCAGGGCAUGCUGGGAAUGUUGGAUGUCUUAUGUGGCUUGUUUAGGAGAAAAGGCUUUCUUGCCAUAUGUGGGCCUGAAGCCCGACACUGCAUAUUUUUUCCAACUCCUGCUAACACUCAGAGCACAUCUGAUUUACAUUUAUAAUGGAUACUUAUGACUUGUACUUAAAUGACUUCUCUCUUUGCACAUGCUCCAUACUCGCAUGUGUGCACACUGGAGCGCCGCAUUACAACGUUCACAUCCCUAAUAACAGGAUCUUCAGGAUCGCUUUGAACUUUUCCAAAAUUACAAACAGACAUGCCCUGAAACUACGGAGAUGCUGCAUCUUUUUACCCAUGAGUUUUACUGAGAGAAGGUCUCUGCAUAGAUCUAUCGUUCAUAUUUAUUAAUCUGUAUUCGUGUAAGUGUAAGAAUUAAUAGCAUUCAUACUGUAUUUACAGGCAGGAAGUUUACAUUUUAAGACUGUUACCUUUUUUUUUAAGGCCGGUCUUUGCUGCCACCUACUGAAAAGAUCUUUAUCGUUGACUGUUAUCUUCUGAAAGCAAAUGUAAGGUUUUAUGACUGUUCACCACUUUUGAAUUUUAACAUGAGCUUGCAAUAAAGGCCUUUAAUAAUUUUGUUUAUA